Molecule: messenger RNA, 8158 nt
Organism: Leptidea sinapis
Lineage: Eukaryota; Metazoa; Arthropoda; Insecta; Lepidoptera; Pieridae
Gene: unk
Product: RING finger protein unkempt
Exons: 7
Coding region: 294-2207 (637 amino acids)
Molecular function (GO): metal ion binding
Source: RefSeq, a predicted model, not a curated record
UGUUGGUACGAUUGACAAAUUCAAUAAAGUUGCAUUUUGUUUUUGAAAUCUGAAGCCUUAUCUAAUACUUAUUCAAACUUUUUGAUCUUGCACAGAAAAUAAAAGAUGUGAUUAAAAGGUUGUGGAAGGUUAAAUAUGUAGUUGUUUCGUGUAAUUUGUUGUUAAUUUUGUUAACAAGUGUAGUACUUUCUAAGUCAUUUUGUAUCACGUGAUCAUUUAUUGAAUUUUAAUUGGUCAUCGCUGAGCGUGCCCUGCGCGACGCGAGAGGCGCAACGCAAUAAUAGUACUCCAAAAUGCCGUCGGAAUCUAAGCCUUUGUUGACAGCUCAAACAGAAAAGCCAAAUCAUUAUAAAUAUCUAAAGGAAUUUCGAGUGGAACAGUGUCCAUCGUUCCUACAACAUAAAUGUACACAACACAGACCUUUCACUUGUUUUCAUUGGCAUUUCAAUAAUCAGAGACGAAGAAGACCUGUUAGAAAACGGGAUGGAACGUUCAAUUAUAGCGCAGAUAAUUAUUGUACAAAGUAUAAUGAAACAUCGGGUGUUUGCGAGGAUGGCGAUGAAUGUCCGUACCUGCACCGCACUGCGGGAGAUACAGAGCGCCGCUACCACCUGCGGUAUUACAAGACGUGCAUGUGCGUGCACGACACUGACGCCCGGGGGCUCUGCACCAAGAACGGCGCCCACUGCGCCUUCGCGCACGGAGCUCCGGACUUGCGACCCCCCGUUCUUGACAUGCGGGAGUUGCAGGCUCUGGAGAACCUUGACGGCAUCGACGCGGACGCCGCCGCACCUAAUGCUCUAGAUAGGGAAAGAAAUUUAAUGAAUGAAGAUCCAAAGUGGCAAGAUACGAAUUAUGUGCUAUCAUCAUAUAAAACUGAACCAUGCAAAAGACCACCGAGACUCUGUAGACAAGGAUAUGCAUGUCCUCAGUACCACAAUAGCAAAGUGAGUGCCUCAUUGAUCAGCAUCUUUUAUGAUAAGCGGCGAUCUCCGCGCAAGUACAAGUACCGCAGCACGCCGUGCCCCAACGUGAAGCACGGCGAGGAGUGGGGCGAGCCCAGCAACUGCGAGGCGGGAGACGCGUGCGGCUACUGUCACACGCGCACCGAGCAGCAGUUCCACCCCGAGAUCUACAAGAGCACCAAGUGUAACGACGUGCAGCAGGCCGGCUACUGCCCGCGCGGCCUCUUCUGUGCCUUCGCGCACGUGGAGCCGGACGAUCUAAUGUCAACUAGAGAUAUGGCCGCGUCACUCGAUGGCGGCACAAAUCUGGCCGAGCUCCUGACUUCGGCGCUGCCCAACGACAAGAAGAACGAGGCAUCGGCGUUGGGGAUGGUUCGCGCGCCGUCCCCCGCGCACGUGAACGGCAGCGGCGACGGCUCCGAGUGCGCGUCCACGUCCAGCGGCGGCUCCGCGCACCCGCGGCCCGCGCAGCAGGCCCCGGAGCCCGACAAGCAGGCCUCCUGGCCGCCGCGGGCCGCCUUCGACGCCAGCGUGCUGCACGAGGUGGUCGGCAACGCGCUGGACGACCUGCAGCUGGAUGACCCCGCGCACCUGGUGGCGUCGCUGGACCGCGACCUGGACGGCGAGGGCCUGCUCGGCGGCUCGGCGCCCGUCACCAUCCCGCGCCCCGUGCGCUACAGCCCGCCCGCCGGCUCGCCGCUGCCGCCCUUCCUGCGGUACGCCGGCGACGCCGACCGCCUGUUCGGCGUCAAGUCGGGCAGCUUCGGCGCGUUCGAGUCGGCGGAGGUGUCGCGGCUGCGGGAGGAGGUGGCCGUGACGCGCGCGGCGGCGGCGCGGUGGGACGAGCGCGUGUCGCAAGCGCGCGCCGCGUGCGAGGCGUGGCAGCGCGAGGCCGACGACGCCACGCGCAAGGCGGCGCUGGCGGAGCGGCAGCGGGACGAGGCGCUGGCGCACGCGCGCGGCCUCAAGCGGGAGCUGGACGCGGCGCGCGGGGCCAGCCGCCGCGACCUGCGCGGCCUGCCGCUCGCCGCGCUCAAGACGCUGCAGACACAGGUACGGUCCGAGCUAGAAGACAUAGAGAAGGCCCUAUACCUGGAGACGGCUACGAAGUGUAUGGUAUGUGAGGAGCAGCCCCGGGCCGUUACCCUGGCCCCCUGCAACCACUACGUGCUGUGUGACUCUUGCGCAGCGACCGCCAACGAAUGUCCUUACUGCCAGACGCCCAUACAACACCAUCAGUGACUCAGAAACAACACCAUCAGUGACUCAGAAACAACACCAUCAGAGACAGACUUGGUAAUCUUAAUUUACACAUGGCUAGCACAGACCUCUUCCAAACAUUUGUCGCUACAACCACAGACUUGUGAACCACCUGUGUGGAAGAGGCUUUAUAUAAUACUCAAGUAUUUUAUAACUAUAUGUAAUUUCUCUACUGUAUUUUAAUACUUUGGAAUUCUUGCUAGGUAUAUAUUUAUAUAUAUAUAUAUAUAUAUAUAUAUAUAUAUAUAUAUAUGUACGACGAAUAUUUUAUAUAGAAAUAUAAAUUCUAAAUCUAUAUACAGUAUCAUGGUUGUAGUCAUCUGUCUAGAAUUUAGAGGUCUCAAUACUAAUUUAUUUUAAGAAUACACUUUCCGUGUUUUGAAUGCUGAUAUAGAAGUUUCUUGAUAUUUUUCUAUAUAUGAGUAGUUAUGUUAUAAAAAUAGAUUAUAUUAAUUAAUCCCCAGAACCUGUAGGUUACAUUAUUAAUUUUUAUUCUCAAGUGGAGUAAAGAUUCUAAUAGGUUUACUAAAAUUUUCUACUAUUUACUAUAUAAUGUUUACUUACAAAUUUUAUAGUUGCUAAACUUGAUGUCGCUUUUGAAUACCUUUUUCUUAUUGUGACAAUUUUGUGAUGAAACUUUGUUGUAAUUGAACUUGAACCAUCGAAAAUAAGUUGUAAAUGGAAUUGCGACUGAUGCUUGUAAAUAAAUUGAUAUUAUAAAGUUAUGAUGCAUUCUUGUUCUCGAUUAAAGAUAUUUGUGAGUGGAUAUGUUAAAAGUGUACCUGGGAUCACGGAAAUUUUUUUAAGAUGAUAGUGUACCUAAUAUUCACAAUUACAACAAGUUUCAAAUUAAUUAUAUUUAUCUGUAUUUAAUACAUUAGAUACUUUCUAAUAAAUAUUUUCGUAUUACAAACAUUUAUGAAUAGUGCAUCAGCUAGUAAAAGAGACGGUUUCUGGUAAACAUUUGUUAUACUAAUGUCAGUAUCUAUUAGAGGUUUCAAGACAGUUUGAGUGGUAGAUAGACAUUUGUCAUCAGAAGAUCUAGUGACAGGAACGGAUGAAACAAAAAAAAUAUAAAAAUUAUAACAUUGUGAAUUUCACCACAAUCUGAUAAUAUCUAGAGUAACUCACAUAACUGUAUAUCUUUCUCAAGUCAUCCAAUCGUAAACUUCAUGUGGUCAAACUUUUAUUAGAAUCUUCAACAUUAUUUACUGAAAAUAUGGAAAUUAAACAUAUUUUUUUUUAAUAGUUUCAUGUAAUGACCCUCUGAAGAAACCGUUGCUUGUUGUAUUGAUAAAUUAAUGAUCUUUCAUCAACUUUUUAUUGAAUUUAGGUUAGCAGCUUUGAGUAGUUGAUUAUAGAAUAUUCCAAUUGGUAGAUGUGUCACUGUAACUCAUUUCAGUGUAUUCACUGUGAUUGUUGAUAUUUAUUAAGAUUUUUUAUAUUAAGGUGAAUGCUUUGCAUAACUGUGUAGAUUUGAAAAAAAAAAGAUUAUGUUUCCCAUUUUACAUGUACUGCACUUGAUUUGAUUUUUUUUUAUUUAAUGGGGUUUAAUUAACCACAUAGGGAAAUAGUAAAGUAAUUAGUGUUUUACUAACUAAUUAUGUACAGACACAUUCACAAUAUUAUCUGCAGACAUAGAAGAAAGAUUUGAAGAAUUAAAUUUGGAUCGGAAUACAGAAAUCGUAAUCAAUGGAUUGCACAAGAAUUUGGCUGUUUCAUAAAUAGACCUUUAUCUCUGAGGAAAACCACAGACUAUAAAAAAUAGUACAACAUAUCACUCAAUUGUUUGAUAUUAUGGUUAUAAUGACACUGGUUUUUAUUAAAGAGUACUUUAAUAAUAUUACUAUAUUACAUCAUGUUAUCACGCUACGGUAUAAUUUCGCGCCCCUCUGCUUAACAUUCACCUUACCUUUAUGGAGCACAAUCAAUAAUCAUCUCGAAUAAGUCUAUCGACCAAUUGCUUAGAUAUUAAAUAUUCAGUUUAUUUAUCACAACAUUUUCAGUGUGUGAUAAUAUGUUCAAAUCAAAUUAGUUCCAUACCGACAUUUUAAUUGAAUCCAACAGUUUGAAAGCAUUUUUCAUGACAUUCCUACUAUUUUCUAAUUUAAACUGUUAUUCUGUAGGCUGGUUGAUCUAAAAUAAAAAAUCUUAAAAAUUUGGCACAAAUCAGAUCUGGUUCUCGUUUUAAACUUGAAUGAUUAUAAGCACUCUUAUAAAUAACAACAUGUCAUUAUGUGGCCAGUAUUGAUACUGUUAAGAGUGAAACUUUUUUUACCAAUCUAUACAGGACCUUUUUUUAAAAAUAUUUUUUUUAAUCUAGCAACAAUUUGAAACAAAAAUUUUUACGUAAAUUUAUAUUUUUAUGAGAAAUAACAAUACUACAUAAGAUAUUUUCAAGCAUAAUUAUAUUGACUAUACAUUAGGAAUAACAUUUUUUAUGUGGCAAUGAAUCUAAACCUUAAUUUUUUUUUUGAGAUUUUAUGACCUGGUAACUAAGCCCUUUAAGUCAAGCUAAACCUUAGAUGAAUCAUACUAUUCAUAGAGUAUAUCAUACAUGUUGCUAGAUCGAUUUUCCUUUCUGUAUUGUUCUAGUUGACAACAGAAUUAAUCGUAGAUCGUAUUUUACUAAUUAAAUUAUUGUAAAUGAAACUCUAUACAACACUUGGUAAUAGAUUAACACAAUAUUCGUUAUAUUCUUAGAACUUAUUCCAUGUAGACUAGCAUGGUUUGUUGAAUAUAUUUUUUGUUUAUUCUUAUUAAAAUACUGAUUAACAGUAAACAAUCCACAACUAACACUAAUCUUGUUGAACAAUUUAUUAGUUUUUUAAUAUUAUAAUAUGCUAUUUACUAUCUAACUAGGUUCUCCUAAUAUUUUCAUAUUAAGCGAUUUAUUUUGUCGUAUGCAACACUUGCUCUUGGGAUUAUAUUGAACUAAUAUAGAGCAUUUUAUAUGAAUUUAUUUCAUCUUUUCUACAUUGAGAAAAAAUAUAUUUAUAUAUUUCGAGCGUAAAUUAUGUAAUGAAGAUUUUGUAUUGGAUAUUAUAUUAUAGUAAUAGGGAUAACAAAUUUAAUUUAGAUGUAAAAUAGUUGUAAGUAGUGUUUUCAAAUUAUAUUGGACUUUUUUAUAUUUUAAGUGUAGCGCGUUUGAUAACCGAGAAGCAAUAUUGACACAACCGCCUUAGAUACAACGCACGUACAAGUAGAGCCUUAACGUUUACCUUGUUGCUUAUAAUGUGCUGCUGAAAAUACUGGUGGUCGGCAUUUCUGUCUGUUUUCUUUUUAUUCAUCAUCAUCAGCAAAACCAAAUUUAAUGUUAUACUGUCCCUGUACAGGAGUUUAUAGUUAUAAUUACAAUAAUUAAUGUGCAAAAGCACAUUAUUUUUCUCUCAGAUAUGUCAUUGUCAUUAUAGGUGUCAAAUUUGUUUGACAUCAGUCAAAUCGACAGAUAUUGUACAAAUGCAUGGCCGAACUAGCUUAUGUUUGCAACUAUUAUGCUCAAUAUUUCCGAAGCUUGUAUCCACUGUACUUGGAACAUGCUUAUUGUAAGAUGGUAUAUUAUAUUUUUACUUAGAAUUAAAAAUGUAUCUCAAAAUCUAUUGAAUAACUUUGUCAACAAUCAGUUAACUAAGAAUAAUUAAUUAUAUAACUUUGAUUUGCUGAAUCUGAUUUGUAUUUGGAUAUGUGAUUAAAAUAUUUGUGUACAGACAGAAAGUAAUUUUUGCAAUUUGAAGGUGAUAAAUGCCGACCACUCAGUGUUGAGGUUGACACGAUACAUUUUGUAUAGAAGGAAAGAGUAGUUCGUACAUUCUUACUUAUUGAUGUGUAGUGAUUUGGUAUUUCGUAAUUAAAUGUUAUUGAAGGUAGUGCUUCAUUACAAUACAUUGUGGGCUUAUUUGUACUAGACAGUGAGCUGAAUGACAGAUACACAGAUUAAAUUAAAAUAUAAUAUAUAUUUCCGUAGAAAAGUAAUUAAAAUUCUAAAGUCUUUCUGUAGCAAAUCAUGACUAAAGAUUCUAUGAAACCAAAAUAGAAAAAUAAAGGGACUUUUGAAAAAUUAAAUUCAACUCGUUAGUUUGUCAGCCUUUAGUUGAUUAAUGGUGGAGCUUGUGUACGGCCCUAAAUUAUGAUACAAUUAUCGAUUGAGAACUCUCGUAUUUCGGAAUAAAGAAUUAGUAGUGAAGUAUAUCCAAUUAGUUUUCUGUAUUGUCUUAAUAUAAGGCCUAAGUCGGUUAGAGUACUCGAGUUGUUAGGGUAGGGAUCCUGCGCGAGCAAACACAAUCACCGAAUAUAAUUAAAGUAUACGCUUUGCGUUUUUCAGAUGUCAAUCGAUUACUUAAUUAAUGAUCAAUUUUUUGCUGCAAACUAAAAAAUAACAAAAAUUAUUUUCAAAAUGAUGGAUUUUGAAAGUAAUGAAAGGUUUAUCCUAUAAUAAUUAUAUUUUAAAUUUUUUUUUUGUAUACCUGCCAUUUGAUACAAUUUGAUAAAAGCUCGUUGGAUGAAGAGUGUGGUUCUACUCUCUCAACAAACGCCACGAGUGAGAAAUGGAUGUCUAAAUAACUAAAACAUUACUAUCUGCUUAAUUGCAUGUGCGCAAACAGUUUAAUAGCUCUUUGGCGUAGGUAGUGAUAACUAUCAAGUGAUUAUUUGCUCGUGUGGGACAACGUUUGUCCAAAAACAAGAUGGUGGCAUAAAUACAAGAAUAAACCUAGAACGAUUGACAUUCAGACCGUGGUAUGGAGUUGAUUCAAUGGUGAUGUAAGAAAAAAAUAUAAAAUUGUUCCGCCAUAUUUACCAAAGACUUUCUCGGAUUAUGAAUGAAUGUACAUAUUUUUUAAAUGAAAUCGCUAAUAAGUAUUGAAAUAGUAGUCAUAUUGAUUUGAAAUUGAAGUGUCGAUGAAUAAAUCCAUUUCGGAUGACGCCAUCUUUGAUUUGGACAAGCUAAGGGUUGUCGCGUAGCGUGUAACGAAAUGUUCUGUCUGUUGCGUGUAGUGGCUUGCUUGUGUCGUGUCAUUCUGAUCAGUUUGGUGUUAGAUGUGUAUUAGAUGCAUAUUUAUUUUUAUACAAAUAUUUAAAAUAUUUUAUAUCACAUGGAUAACGUUCGGUCAAAAAUAGUGUUGAUUUGUUUCACUUAACAAUUGACCACUUUAUAAUAAACUAAUACUAUCUGUCUAUAUUAUCAUAUCUCUGCAAGUGGUACUUUUACCUACUGAGGCUGGCACUUUACUGAAAUCCAACUUGCUGUGGACUUCCAAUGUUGGCACUUGGAAGAAUAGUUUUAUGUACUGGAAUAUUAAAAAUAUAAUAUAAUCCAUCAGUCGUUAUCCCCAUGUACACCAAAACGGACUUAAAACGCAUAUAAUUGAACAACUUCUAAGUUACCGGACAUCUGUAUACAUAUCAAACAAUCGGAACUUGUGUUAACACUGACUAUGUAUUGAUAAGAUCAACAAAAGCGGAUGUGUAGUUAAAACAAGUCCUACUGAAAAUAUAUUAAGACAUGCUACAUUUAUUAUUUAUGGCAAGCAUUUUAUGUAUAUUUUUUAAUUAGGACCAAAUUUUCAUUUAUUUAAUCAUAAGUUUUGUUAUGUGCGCAUAAUAUAGUAAGCUCUUUUAUAUUUUAUUAUUAUUUUUUCAAUUAUUUAAUCGUUAGGUAGGUAGGUCCAACAAAUUUUUUCAAAUUAUUAUUGUUAAAAAGUAAUGGUAGUAGGAUAUAUAACAAAUUGCUCUAGUUUGCUGCAGAUCAAAUUGUCAUCGUUUUAUUUUUUGGUAUUUAUUACUGUGCAUCAUUUUAGCUCUUAUCAUAGGAGGUCUUUACAAAAAUAGAAAAAUUAAAAUUAAAUCCAUGUGAUAGAAGAUCUUGCAACAGAGCCGAAAAUUAUAAUUAUUCUAGAUAGGUAGGUUUAAUAAAUUUUUAAUUCCAUUCAAAUAAA